Molecule: messenger RNA, 336 nt
Organism: Durio zibethinus
Lineage: Eukaryota; Viridiplantae; Streptophyta; Magnoliopsida; Malvales; Malvaceae
Source: RefSeq, a predicted model, not a curated record
AUGGAUCCUAAUACAAUUAAAUCAUCUAACGAUAUUCAACUAAAAAUACUCCAAAUUCCUUAUAGCAUAGGUGUGAAUAACCCUCUGGUGGUUGGGCGAGAGUCCAUCUCCAAGCUUGUGGGAAGAGCACAAGGAAUUUACGUAUCCGCGUCACAAAAGAGAAUGCGCAACCACAUAUUUACUACGGUGAGGGAGAUGCCGAUCGUUGGUGGAAGUGGGUUUUUCAGAUUUGCACGUGGCUACGAUCAGGCCAAGACCCACUCCCACUCGCUUGAUUUCAACGCUGGGAAUGCCGUCGCGAUACAAUCGCCGUCAUCUUCCAUUAUAGAUAAUUGA